Molecule: messenger RNA, 2253 nt
Organism: Eleginops maclovinus (Patagonian blennie)
Lineage: Eukaryota; Metazoa; Chordata; Actinopteri; Perciformes; Eleginopidae
Gene: c1qtnf6a
Product: C1q and TNF related 6a
Exons: 3
Coding region: 256-1008 (250 amino acids)
Molecular function (GO): protein binding
Source: RefSeq, a predicted model, not a curated record
UCCAGAGUUAUGUACACGGUGAUACACAACUGAAAAUGAAAUACUGCCUUUCGGUAGCUUUAACAGUAGCAUCAGAUUUGUAUAAACCCUUUAACUGUCAUCCCAGAUAAACGGAGAGACACUUGUUGCCUGCAUGAAACGAUAGGAGGGAUCUUUGGGAGACUAACCGGGAGAGGGAGAGAGCUGCUGACUCAGGACUUUCUCUCUCCUCCGGAGGACUGAAGCAGCCGCAGAAACCGUGAACCAGGCACAGCUAUGCUGGGUGUCCUCGUCCUUCUGUCCCUCGCCUCCCUCGGGGCCCUGGUGCCUCCCCCGGGUUCUCCUCAUGUGCCCUGCAGACGCUGCUGUGAUCACCUGGAGCCAGCAGAGGGCAGCGGGGACCAGCCUCCCCCAGAAACACAGUUCAGCCACAGGCCAGAGAUCCGCACCUACAUCAACAUGACCAUCCUCAAAGGUGACAAAGGAGAACGUGGCGACAGAGGAACUCCAGGUAAAACUGGACCAGAAGGCCCCCCAGGUUCCAGAGGUCAAAUGGGCUCGAAAGGCACUAAGGGCCAUGCAGGGCUCCCAGGAGACGCCUGCAAAGUCCAGUACUCCGCCUUCUCCGUCGGCCGUCGCAAAUCCCUCCACAGCCUGGAGUCCUACCAGGCGCUUGUGUUCGACACGGUCUUCGUCAACCUGGACGACCACUUCAACAUGUUCGAUGGGAAAUUCCUCUGCCGCGUCCCGGGGAUCUACUUCUUCAACGUGAACAUCCACACCUGGAACUUCAAAGAGACGUACCUGCACAUCAUGCACAACGACACAGAGCAGGCCAUCGUCUACGCCCAGCCCAGCGACCGCUCCAUCAUGCAGAGUCAGAGCCUGAUGCUGCAGCUGAAGCUGAAGGACGAGGUGUGGAUGCGUCUCUACAAGAGGGAGAGGGAGAACGCCAUUUACAGCGAUGAUGUGGAUGUCUAUAUAACUUUUAAUGGAUACCUCAUCAAAGGAAUCACCGAGGGGAACUAAAAAAAAGAGAGGAAAAUGCAAAGCCGAGCAGGAGACUGUUGAGCUCAGGUGGAUGGAAAGCCAAGUAUUUGAAGUUUCACAGCAGCAGGAAGCAACUCACUGAAAAAUAGUUUCUUAUAAGUUUUAUAAUUCCAUUGUGGUGCUAAAAUAUUAAAAAUGGUUGCCAAAGAACAAGCUUUGCCUUCAUCGAGAAAGUGUGAAGAAAUUAAAUGAAUAUGCUGUUUAAAGUAUAAAUAUGGCAGGGUUUUUGAUUUCAGGGUCAUUUCUUUUUCCCUCUUUGCUUUUCUUCAGUAGCUCGACAUGUGGUGCUAAAAAAAAACGGUCUGAAGAUACCAAUUUUAUAAUACCUCUAUGUAUUGUUAUCACACUAAUGUACUAUGUUUGUACAGGGUUUUAUACAUAAAACUGUAUAGUGUUUAUAUUGUUGUAUUAGCCAACAGCCAUGCAGUUCCCCCCUAUGACCACUAGAGGAGGUGUACACGUCAAUCCCACUUUUCCGUAAAAACGUUUAAAAUAAAACAAGCAAAACAUACGUCGGUGUUUCUGUUUCAUUUGCAAACUUACAUCGCUGUUAACAACAUAAUUGAUACCUUAAAAGCCAAAGACAGCCGUCUGGAUGUUCGGUUGAUUUUCUACACGCUAGUAAGCUAACAAGUGUUUGUGUCUAAAUUCACCAGACGGGGUUAAAAGUCAUUUCUGAUGGUUAAGGGUAUCCAUAUGUAUCAGUUCUGCCUAAAGUAAAGGUAUAUAAAUAUUACCCUGGAAAUAGUAUGGUAUGGUAUGGUAAAAAAAAAAUACCUUCGCCCAUCAAUGCAAAUACCUGUGGAAAUUGGUGUGUUGGAAACCUGUGACCUCCAACUUGACCUCUAAGGGUCUGCUCUAUCUGGACUGUCUCCAAAAGGGUCUCAUUAAAUGAAGGUUUGGAUAGAAAAGAACACAGUGACCCCUUGAGGAUGUCACAGAGAGUUGCUUAGUAAUAAAAAUGUUUCUUCUCCUUGUUUUCUGCAUUUUGUUUUGUAGCUUAUACGUUAUCUUUCCCUGUCUGAUGACUGUUUGACGUCUCAAUUAUCGUCCACAUUUUCUGUUAACAUUUUUAUGGCAUGAACUGCAGCUGUUGUCGUUUCCUGUUGUCCUGAUAAGCAGUUUUCCCCUCCCCCAUUUCCACAAGGCUUUCAUGUGAGCCCUACUUAAAGGGAUUAUUCUGCUUCAUGGUGUUGAGACAAUAUUAUUAAAUAUUAAAAGGAU